AUGCCGACACGCGCGUCUCUCGCGCUCCUCUGGCCAUACGCAGCUUGGGAGGCCCAUGGCGCGGCCACCGGCGAGUGGCGCACGCUCACAUUCUACGACGUGGUUCCCGCGCACUGCCGGGGCCGCGUGAGCAACAUGGACGUCGCGAACGUGGCCGGCGACAUGUUCUUCUCGACCAAAGACAAGUAUUUGGCCGUCGCUUGCCCAUCCUGCCUCGCCAACAAGAGCUGCCACGGCGCCGCCACCUUCGACUGCACCAACCCCGAGAGCACCGGCCAGCUGGUCGUGCGGCAGCUCUCGGUUGAGGUCCUCGCAUUCGGGGACGCGUACUCGCUUUGCGACGUCUGGCCCCACCACGGGGAGUGCGAGUACUCCUGCUUCGCGCCGCCCGGCCACAAAGGCCCCGGCGUCGGGCGGGAGAGGGUCUGCGCCGGCGGCUCGUGGCGUGCGUGCGGGAUGGCGCCUGAUCCGUCUCCCGUCGUGCCGUUUCGGCACGCCUGGGACUACUGGAACUGGAACAUCGCGUCUCGCUUUGGCAACUCCGGCGGCGGCGAGUGGUACAGCCUGACGGCGGCGGACGAGGGCCUUCACUGGCGCAACGCCAGCGUCGUCAAGGCAAUCGACCAGGCAUGCCAGGCGAGGGCGUUUGACGGCCUCGUGGUGAGCAGAGGGGCGGCCUGCUUUGAGGCCUGCCCGCAGCCGGCCAACCGCUCGAGUGAGUGCUGGGUCGACUGCUUCUUCGAGACGCUGCUCGGCCCGGGCGCGGCCACCACGCUCAAGCCGCCCGGCGCACAGACCGGUGCGAUGGACGUGGGCCACCUCGCCGACGCGUGGCUGAGCGGCCUGCGCCACGACGACCCGGCCAAGGGAGGCUGCCCUCCCCUGUCGGCGCUGCUGCCCGUGCCAUGA
Emiliania huxleyi CCMP1516 is the source of this 909-nucleotide messenger RNA. RefSeq lists its product as hypothetical. NCBI's taxonomy places the organism in Eukaryota, Haptophyta, Isochrysidales, Noelaerhabdaceae. The transcript has 2 exons. The record is from RefSeq and is a predicted model, not a curated record. The coding region runs from base 1 to 909 and encodes 302 amino acids.